This is a messenger RNA of Pseudovirgaria hyperparasitica, 807 nucleotides long. RefSeq lists its product as uncharacterized. NCBI's taxonomy places the organism in Eukaryota, Fungi, Ascomycota, Dothideomycetes, Acrospermales, Acrospermaceae. Bases 7 to 807 code for a protein of 266 amino acids. The record is from RefSeq and is a predicted model, not a curated record. The transcript has 2 exons.
AACGCCAUGUCUUUCGUAUCCCAGCAACCUCAGAGCCCCCUGUUCUUCACACUCCCUCUCGAAAUUCGCCAACAGAUCUACGCCCAUCUCCUUCCCAGCACAACCACCAUAACCCAAGACACCUCCACCAAAUCUCGUUUUCCCUCGCUGCGCUCCCCCUUUCCCUCGGAGUAUCCCAGCACCGAUUUCCUUGAAAAAAACUUCUCCGAUGUGCGCUCCAAACCUAUAGACAACGGCAUCGUCUGGCAGCGAGGCUGCACAUCCCUCCUCGCCGUGAACAAGCAAAUGCACUUCGAAUGCGCCGAUCAGAUGUAUGGCACAAAUACUUUCGUCAUCAAUAUAAGCUAUAAUUGUAUCAAGUUUGCUUAUCGCUGGAUUGUGCUCGCGAGUAAUCUUAUGCCAAAUCGCGACUUGCCGUUUUUGGGAUUUAGAAUUGGGUAUCUGGCAAGGAUUAGGAACUAUGUUGUACAUGUGGAACAGGUGGAUAGUUAUACUGGUAUGGUCAAGUAUAAUUGUGGUGGGCCCGGAUUGCCCGCUGGAUUGAGGCAACAGGUAUCGAUGCUGGUGUCUGUGAUGGCGUCGGCGACGGAAAGCAAGCCUUUGCAUAGGCUACACAUUUAUCUUCUCGAUUCAAAUCAGGGGCAAAUACGACGUUUGCGGUCAAUUCCCAUCCAAGCAGAGUCGAAUGGGAAGCCAUGGACAGUUCUAGACCCUUUCAAAGUCUUGCGCAACGUGCGGAUGCCGACCAUCACAGGAGCAGUUCCCUUUGACUACGCAAAUGGGCUACAGGAAGCAAUGCAGAGCUGA